AUGAAUAUUACUGGUAACAUUCCGCUAUUAAGUUAUUUUAGAAGACUGCUGAAGCAAUCUUAUGCACUCUAUUUGAGUCAUACUCUUAUUCUUGGCAUCAGUAUCAUGAUCAGGUCAAACUAUUUCAGCCUGAUUAAUAUGCCUGAUCACCUCAUUCCUGCUGCCCCUGCCCCUCCUACCAUCAUCCACUACCUGCAUUCUGUCUCUGCCCCACCAACUACUGCUACUGCUCCAUCACUACUGCCACCACCCACCACUGCCUCUGUGCCUCUCCCUAGUGCCAACAGGGUCUCCACCUGUCAAAUGGCAGAUAUUAGAGCUUCUGUCUGGUUCACAAAGCUGGUUCUGGAGGAGCAGGAGGAGGAGAAGGAGGAGAAGAAAAAGAAGAAGAAGAAGAAGAGAAAGAAAACAGAGAAGAAGAAGAAGAGAGAGAAGAAGAAAGAGAAAGAGAAUUAUAAUAAUGACAAGAAUAAUGAUAAUGACAAGAACAAUAACAAUAAUGAUGAUGAUAAACUUGCCAUUUAG
Molecule: messenger RNA, 525 nt
Organism: Coccidioides immitis RS
Lineage: Eukaryota; Fungi; Ascomycota; Eurotiomycetes; Onygenales; Onygenaceae
Exons: 3
Coding region: 1-525 (174 amino acids)
Source: RefSeq, a predicted model, not a curated record